CUCUGGAAAAACCACAACGGAAACUGUCACCGCUUUAUAGAGGUCCAGUAAUGGCUCGUUGAACAAGUUUAUAGUAAUUUAUGGCGAACAACGAGCACCAUCGAUCCGUUGAAUCUUGUAAGAUUUAUUACAGGAACGUAAUCACCGUAAAAAGGAACCUUCGUUUUGUUUCUUCCGCUCUCGGUUUCUGCCCGGAGCCAUAACACAGUCACACGCGGUUUUGGAAAGAGGGAAAAAGAAGAUGGCAGGUUCUAAAUCAGCUUCUGUGCUGUGCAUGGAUGUGGGAUUCUCCAUGUCCAACUCUGCCCCGGGUGAAGAGCCUCCCUUUGAACUUGCCAAAAAAGUCAUUCAGAAGUUUGUCCAGCGCCAGGUUUUUGCAGAGACAAAGGAUGAACUUGCUUUAGUUCUGUUUGGCACGGACUCCACAAAUAACCCACUGGAUAAGGACGGUCAGUACCAGAACAUCUCAGUGCAUCGUCACCUCAUGAUGCCUGAUUUUGACCUUCUGGAGGAAAUACAGAAUCAGGUCCAUCCACAGGGUUCGCAGGCUGAUUGGCUGGAUGCUCUCGUCGUGAGCAUGGAUCUCCUUCAGAGAGAAACCAAAGACAAAAAGUACGAUCGUCUCAUCAUUGCCCUCCUGACUGACCUCAACACUCAGGCCAGCUCUGAGCACCUUGACGUUAUCAUUGAGAACCUGAAACAAGCUAACAUCACCCUGCAGUUUUUUCUGCCAUUUGCUGCAGAGGAAGAUGAAGAAGGUGGAGGAGAUGGAGACAGGAGAGGCCCUGGUCAUCACGGCACAGGCAAAGGACUGACCAGUGAACAGAAAGAUGGUCUGGACAUGAUGAAACACAUCGUGCUUACCCUGGAUGAGGAGGACGGCCUGGAGGAAAUUUACACCUUCAGGAAUGCAAUUGAACAGCUCUGCAUGUUCAAGCGUAUCGAGAGGAGACCCAUGGCCUGGCCCUGUCAGCUCACCAUUGGCAGCGCUCUGUCUAUCCGUAUCGUUGGAUAUAAAGCAGUGACCGAAGAGAAACUUAAGAAAUCGUGGACGACGGUGGACGCUCAAAGCAACAAAAGAGACGACGUGAAGAGAGAGACCGUCUACUGUCUGGAUGACGACAAUGAGACAGAGGUGCAGAAGGACGAUACCAUCCAAGGUUUUCGUUAUGGAAGUGAUAUCGUUCCCUUCGCAAAAGUAGAUCAAGACCAGAUGAAAUACAAGCAUGAUGGAAAGUGCUUUGCUGUCCUCGGCUUCACCAAACAGAGCCAGGUGCAUCGCCAUCAGUUCAUGGGGAGUCAAGUCAUCAAGAUGUUUCCUGGCAAAGAUGACGAGCAUGCUGCAGUCGCUCUAUCCGCUCUAAUCCGAGCACUGGAUGAACUGGACAUGGUGGCCAUUGUACGUUACGCCUACGACCGGCGCUGCAACCCUCAAGUAGGAGCAGCCUUCCCAUGCAUCACCAAAGACUACGAGUGUCUGAUGUAUGUUCAGCUGCCCUUCACCGAAGACCUCAGACAGUUUACAUUUCCAUCUCUUGAGAACAACAAAAAGCUCACUCCAUCAGACACCCAGCUGUCGAUAGUAGACUCUCUCAUUGACUCCAUGAUGUUGAUUGAGGAGGAAGAUGGAGAAAAAAAGGACUUGUUCGAGGUCCAGAACAUUCCCAACCCUGCCUUCCAGAGGCACUUCCAGUGUCUGCACCAUCGGGCCGUGAACCCAGGCACCCCUCUUCCCCAAAUGGAGCCGUGGCUGAAGGCUGCUCUUGAGCGCCCUGAUCUCAUCAGUGAACAGUGCAGGGCUUCACUUGAGGAGAUGAAAAAGAAGUUUCCCCUCGUUGAGGUGGAGAAGAAAAAGAAGCUGAAGACGAGUGCUCAGAUUUUUGGCAAAGAUUCUGAGGAGCCAGAUACCAAGAAGGCCAAAGGAGAUGACGAAGAGGAGGAGUUUAACUUGGCUGACAUCGCUGAAGGCUCUGUUACUUCGGUGGGCAGCGUUAAUCCAGCCCGAGAUUUCCGUUCUCUGAUUAAGCAGAAGAGUCUUCCGUUCGGAGAGGCCUGUCAGCAACUGACUCACAGGAUAGAGCAGUUGCUAAGCAACAAGAACACACACUACUUCAUGAAAAGCAUCACCUGUAUCCAGGCUUUUAGGGAGCAGUCGGUUAAGCUGGAGAAUGCAGAUCUGUACAACAGCUACCUUCAAUCCCUGAAAAGAAGCAUCCCAAACAGAGGGCUGGAGGUCUUCUGGGACCUGCUUGUUCAAGAUGCCAUAACUCUGAUCAGCAAGGACGAGGUUGAAGGAAGCAGGGUAUCCAAAAACGAAGCUAAUCAGUUUCUGGUUUCUGAGGAGAAGAAAGAGGAGGUGGCUGCACCACCGGCUGAAGAUACAGGAGACUUGGAUGACCUGCUGGACAUGAUGUAAGACGGGAGGCAAUGGGAGAGUUUGCAGUGGACACGCAAAAGAAAUGAGAAGAAUGCAAUCAUUCAGCCAGGCCAGUCCAAAGCCAAUCAGCCGUCCAUUGUUCUGCUUCCCACAUAGAGACCCCUGAUACUCUGUAACUACAUUUAACUGCGCAGAGGAAAGCUAGACUCAACUAAUGUUUACACCAGAGUCUUUACAAAAAAGUAUCAUAAGAACUGUAUGUUUGGGGCUUUGUAGGUGUUUAAUUUUAAAUGUCACAUUUCUUUAUUUUUUUAUUAAUGUCAUGUCUUAAUACAAGAAGUCAUUUAAAUCUUA
Labrus bergylta (ballan wrasse) is the source of this 2731-nucleotide messenger RNA. RefSeq names its product X-ray repair complementing defective repair in Chinese hamster cells 5 (gene xrcc5). Gene Ontology annotation, biological process: DNA recombination; telomere maintenance; double-strand break repair via nonhomologous end joining. Lineage: Eukaryota; Metazoa; Chordata; Actinopteri; Labriformes; Labridae. The record is from RefSeq and is a predicted model, not a curated record. Gene Ontology annotation, molecular function: double-stranded DNA binding; damaged DNA binding; DNA helicase activity. Gene Ontology annotation, cellular component: Ku70:Ku80 complex; nucleus.